Vitrella brassicaformis is the source of this 2216-nucleotide messenger RNA. The record is from the annotation of a GenBank genome assembly. NCBI's taxonomy places the organism in Eukaryota, Vitrellaceae.
CUCAGAUGGAUCAAGAUCGUCAUGCAGAUGACUACACAUACAUACAAAGGCAGCCCGAGGGAAACACACAAUGCGUCCACGGACGCCCUUCGUAUACAAAUAGAGACUUAAACCAGCACCAGGACCCCUCGUGGCACUAGACGUACCCACCCACCUGCAGUCAGUCACUUCCCCUCCCUCCCUCGCUCCCUCCCUCUCUGUGCGUGUGUCUAUGGCCGAAUGCCGAGGCCUAUGCAGCUACCACCUUCUGGUGGAUAAGAGCAGCUGUCUGAGGGUACCGCUCAUCUGGGCGGCGCUUCCGAGGAACGGGGCGCUCAGUGGUGCAGAUCUUCAGGCCAAAGUCGACGCGGACCAGGAAAUCAUCGGCCGCCUUUUUCCCACACAGAAUGAAGCGCGGCGCCUGCCACAGCACAUUUGCCUCGUCGACCCGCCAGUAGGCCGCUUUGCGGCAGCCGUUCCACUCCCCCCUUGCGUGCAGCAUGACGUCUUGGGUGAGCUGGUACUCGCUGGGAGGCGGAUUGAGGAGGUCACUUGGGUGGGUGAAGUGGGGCCGCAGACGAAAGUCGUUCCCGUCCACGAAAUGCGCGUCGAUCAAAAAGACUAUCAAGUCUGUGAAGGAAGAGUAUACGUACCUGUCACCUGCAGACAGACAGCUGACAUAAGGAAACGGUUUGCACAUUCAAACUGCUCUGCUCACAUUUGGUUGGCGGGUCGGAUUCGGUCAAAUCGAUGCUGACGUAGGUCAAGGGGUGUGUCAGUGAUGAGGGUCCCACAUAGUCCCGGCCGUUGACACAGCUCAGAUCCACAUGCUCGCGGAUACGGUGACUGAAUAGCGAGUACUGGCGCACCGCCGGGGGCCGCGUGUCGAAGACCGCCCGGCUGCCCACUUGCUGCAGCUCAUGUGCCGUGAUGGUGAUGGGCAGAGAGGGGAGGAGGCGGCAGUUCCUGAGGUAGUGGAUAAGCGAAACACACCGGUCCCAGCGGCCGCCCUCCUCAAUCACGUACAGCAGCCGCAACAGAUAACUCGCCCUGGUGUCGGCCAGCCGCAGCACCAGCUCACUCCAGCGCAGAUGGAGGAGAUGGCAUACAAUGACCAGGCAGAUGAGCGAUAAUAAGAUGCAGGGCACUACCCAUCUUGUGGCGACAAUGAUGAGUGGCGGGGUCACGCCCAGCUGAAGCAGAAACCUCUUCCCGCUCGGGGACCGAAGCCAUGCGAUGCAGGUGCCAGGGGUGGCUGCAGAGCCGAGGAAUAGCUUGCCGAUCGACAGCGCCACACGCAGCCCACUCACGACAGAGCGAGCGACGGACCACAGAAGGUCACAUACGCCGUCCCUCGCCACCCAGAACUGCCUAUACGCUCGCACGACGAAGGAUGCCUCCCCAAGCAAUCGAAUGGCCUCUGUGAUCACAAAAACCGGGACCACCAAUAAGAGUAGGAGAGAGUAGAGAGUCAUGUAAAAAACUACGAUAGGCCUGUGAAUCCAGUGAGGGAAUCCAGCCAGCGGCUCCAGAAAGUCGGCCAGCCCACGGGUCAUGACGAGGGUACAGAGGAGGAUGGGCAUAUAAAGGACGACGAGAACGAUCCCGCCCACGGCAAUUGGAACGAGAAGGGAGACCGCGCUGAGAGUGGCCGUGAUCCACUGCCGCAGAAGCAGCAGGACCGUCACGCACCGCUUCUGGUACGUGAACACGCCAGUGAGGCCCUCCUCGCGAAUGGCAGCAUCGAUGCGGUGCGUCAGGUAGGCCUCAUUGACCAGCUGGCAGCCGACACUCUUGGACGAGGCGCGGAAGUGGCCACAAUCCUCCGCCGUGAGAAAGGCCAGCAGUUGCCUCUCCACAUCCUCGGGCAAGCCGACCAACCAACACGCAUUGGCGUCCGACUGAUGUGGACAAACACACACACAGACCCGGCGCACGUGCGCAAUGGAUGCACGUGCGGUCAUGUAUGAGUGCCCACUCACCGGCGGUCUCCCUUCGCUCGUAUACGCCUCGCUGUCCACCGGCUGCUGCAGACCCUGCAUACACACGGCCAGCUGAACGUGCUGUUCGUGCUCGUGUUCGUCGUGCCCCACGGGCAAUGUGUUGCGCACGGGCAUCUGCCGCGACAGAGGAUGGGUCAGAGGGCGUGCAUCACUCGUGCAUCAUCACUCUCCCAGGUAUCAUCACGCUCGACAGCCAGAUCCGAUCAGCCGCGUGCAAUGCGCGUCAGAUCUCCC